AACAUGCAUUAGUGGUGAUAAACCAAUCCUGCAACGCUACUCGUUUCAAAAAAGCUUUUUCCACAUGGACAUCUGGCAAUGCGGAAAUUGAUUACUUUAUUAAAAACACUCAAAUUAAUGCAUGGAAUCGGAUAUUGAAGGUGGCUACAGAACCGUUUUUCGCGCUAAAAGAGGGAAGAAUUGUUGAAUGGAAUCAGCAUAUCAAUAAAUGGCGUGGCUCGUGA
Molecule: messenger RNA, 224 nt
Organism: Ambispora gerdemannii
Lineage: Eukaryota; Fungi; Glomeromycota; Glomeromycetes; Archaeosporales; Ambisporaceae
Source: the annotation of a GenBank genome assembly